AUGAGUAGAAGAAAAACUAAUACUAAAGAGGUUCUCAAUGAUAAUGAUGAUGAAAUCGCAUAGAAAGAAUUGAUGUAUGCAGUAAUUAUAUUGCUCAUAUUCUUAGCCUGUCAUUUAGAUAUACACAGAUAAUCAAUACUUGACAGAAAUGCAAGUGGAUUCUAUAACAGGAAUAAUGUAAAAUAUAGAAAUAUUUAAAACUUGGUGUCCAGAAACAAGCACACUAUUUGAAUUCGCAAGGUUAAUAUCUUAAAAUUUAUAAUAUGAGAGAUUUCAAAAAUAAAAUGCUGUAUUUAAUCUAGGUAUACAAAUAAUCCAUUUUAGGUGAUUAAGGAGAUAAAUUCUAUAUUAUUCUAACAGGAACAGCUGCAGUCUACAUUAAAAGGUAACCUCAAUAAAUUGAAACUGAAGAACAGGAGAUCUAACCUAAAAUUGAAUAAUAUUUAGAUAAAAUGCAACUUAAUUCGAUUUCAGAAAUUGAAACUGAUUCGAAGUUCUCCUUUUUUGAAAAAUUAAUUAAAAAGUAAACUAAACCAUCUAAAUAAAUUGAAUCAGAAUUGCUCUUAUUAAAUACUGGUAAUUUUGAUAUGUAUUUUACAAAAUAUGGAAUUUGUAAAUUCUAAUAAAUCUCUUAACUACAUUCUGGACAAUACUUUGGUGAUAUGGCAUUAACUACUGAUAAGCCUAGAGCUGCCAGCAUCGUUACUAAUACUGAUCUAUAAGUACUUUCACUUAAUAAAGCAAAUUUUAAAGUAAAUUCUUUAUUAUCAUAUAGAAAAUAUUUGAAAAAUAAAUCAAGGCCUAAUAAGAGAAAAUUGAAUAUUUCUUAAAGAUGUUUCCUUCAAUGACUAAAUUUAAAAUCAGCAAAUUGAUAAUGUAUUUUUCAUAAUACAAAUAUCCUCCAAAUUAUAAGAUUUGGAAACAAAAUGAUAUUGUGGAUGGUCUGUUCUUACUGAAAGAAGGGGAAAUCCAAUUAUAAAAAACAGUUGAUUUCCAUCCUUUUCUUAAAUCCGAAUAAAAUCAAUUACUAAGUGAAACUAAAAGAGAGAAGACUUCACAAAUAGAUGUUAUUACAGUAAAUAGAAAUUCUUAUAAUUAGUUAGCUAAUUUGACAGAUGGUUGUUUUAUUGGGGAAACGGACAUAUAUCUCAAAAAUGAAAGAAGGGAUUACACAGUUAAAACAUAAACUCAAUGUAAUGUGUAUGUCUUGUAUAUGGAUAAUUAUUUGAUAGUUAAACGAUAAUUCCCCGAAUUCAUUAACCCUCUUUAAUUGCUCUCUUAAAAAAAUGUUAAUCUAUACAAGAAAAGAUUGGAUGAAAUUAUACAGACCAAAGUUGUAAGCCUCAAUUUACAAAAGAAAGAAGAACAUAAUGUCAUUGAAAGAAGAUACUUAAAUGACAUUGAAAUUAAAUAAUAGCCUAAUUUCGUUCAUUAACAUCAAAUAUCUUCUCCUAUAUUAAGAUCUUCGAUUCAUCCAAAAAUGACAAAACAAUAAAUGGUUGAGUAAAAUCAAUCAAUUGCUUUAUAACAUUAAAAGAAUGAGAAAAUUUCUAACAAAUAGGAAGAAUUCAAUAUGUUAAAAAUGGCUGGUGAUAAUUUCUAAAAAUGUUUAUUUAUUCGAGUUGAAAAAUAGUUUGAGUAAUUCUAACCAACAAAACCUAAGUAUUUAUAUUAUUUUAAUUAACUUAGAGGCAAGACUCCUUUUUUUAGUAAACAUUAAAAAGACAUUAAAGACUUACUUAAUUAAAUUAAACGUAAUUAGAUACCAUAAGAAACUACUAUUAAUUAAUAUGAAGAAUCAGAUCAAUAUAGUCUACCAUUUCUUACAUUGAGUAAAAGAUAAUUAAAAAAUAUCAAUCCUUAAGUUUAAUAGAAAAUGGAGAUAUUAAAAUAAUGUUUAACUAGUCCGACGAGUUGUCAUUCUAAAUCAGUAUCUUAAACAAUAGAUUAAUUUUAUAAAAUAAAAGCAUAAUAAGGAUUUGUAUUAUGUGAUUCUCUUAAUCCAAUACAAGAUCGUGGCCAUGCUCAAUCAAGAUUCAAUAAACAUUUGGCUAAUGUCAAACUUAGUUAAAGAAAUUAAAAAUCAAUUUAACAAUGUUUAAAUUCUCAAAAAGUAUCACUUGAUAAUCUGGAUACUAAUAUUUUUAGUUCUUAACCUACAGUACAAUACUUAUGA
Molecule: messenger RNA, 2176 nt
Organism: Paramecium octaurelia
Lineage: Eukaryota; Ciliophora; Oligohymenophorea; Peniculida; Parameciidae
Source: the annotation of a GenBank genome assembly